This is a messenger RNA of Striga hermonthica, 360 nucleotides long. NCBI's taxonomy places the organism in Eukaryota, Viridiplantae, Streptophyta, Magnoliopsida, Lamiales, Orobanchaceae. The record is from the annotation of a GenBank genome assembly.
AUGGCAUCCUCCUCAUCCUCCUCCUCCGCUGCGUACAACCCCCCCUGCGCAGCGUGCAAGUUCCUCCGCCGCAAGUGCACGAAGGAGUGCGUCUUCUCUCCCUAUUUCCCGCCGGAAGAGCCCCAAAAAUUCGCGGCCGCAGAAGCCCGCGUCAGGGACCCAGUCUACGGCUGCGUCCCCGCCAUCUCAUACCUCCACCGCCAGGUCGACCGCCUCCAGAAGGAACUCGACUCCGCCAACGCCGCCCUAAUCCGCCUCGCCGGCGGGCCUCCGCCGCCGCCCCAUAAUGGUAAUCAUUACUAUCACCGUCCGCCAUGGGGAGGCGGUGGGUUUUAUAAUGACCCUAAUAAUGGAGGAUGA